UUGAGGAAUACAUUGAUCCAGCCAACUUUCAACACACAGUUAAUGCAGUUAAAGCUGUUACAGGCUUUCAGUGUGAGACAAAUAAGAUAGCGGUGCCAACGCUAGCCAACAAACUUGGUCAGAGCCUCAUGAAGGUUGCCGACAUUGUAAGUUGUGAUGCAAGAAUCUGCGGUGACACAACAAAAGUACAAAAAGCAGAGGACUUCAAACACAUCUAUCAGACACGCUGGAGGGAGAUGAUCUCAUGUCAUGCUCACAAUACCCUGGAAGAAAAAAGAUACAACGCUCCACUGAUCUUGCCAUUUGCAGAUGAUGUCAAGAAACUCCAUAUAUAUUUAAAGGAGAAACAGCAAGAAUACUACAGCACACUUUUUAAUGCACCGAACACCAAGACCUGGGCAAAACUGGCUAAAGUCACUCUUGCACAAAUGAUAAUCUUCAACAGAAAAAGGCAAGGGGAAGCCUGUCUGAUGCCAGUACAAUCAUUUGAGUCUCGAGACAAAUCUACUUUAAAUAUUGAUAUUGCUGACUCUCUCUCAGAAGUUGAACAAGCACUAUGCAAGUACUUUAGUCGUGUAGAAAUCCGUGGAAAGCGCGGAAGGAAAAUUGCAGUACUUUUGGCACCGGAAAUGAUCAAAUCCAUGGAGUUGCUGGUUAAAACACGUGAAGUUUGCGGUGUUCUGAAGGAGAACAUCUACAUGUUUGCAAUCCCAGGCUGCGAGACAUCAUUUCGUGGAUCAGACUGCCUGCGCUGCUUUGCCAUGGAGUGUGGUGCUAAAUGUCCAAAAGCCCUAUCGUCCACCAAGUUGCGCAAACACAUCUCUACAAUGUCCAGAGUUCUUAACAUGAACGACACCGAAAUGGACCAACUUGCUGAUUUCCUGGGACAUGAUAUUCGUAUCCACAGGAAAUAUUACAGAUUACCAGAGGGAACACUCCAGCUGGCAAAAAUCACCAAAGUCUUGAUGGCAAUGGAGCAAGGAAGGCUUAACGAAUUCAGAGGGAAAGGUCUUGACCAGAUCAGCAUCAAUCCAACAGAGUGCGUUGAGCCUGAUGCUGGGAUGGAGAGUGAAACAGAACUGUCAGAUCAUUCUCAUGAUGUGACGUCAAGUGAGCCAGCAGGCACUUCAGGAGUGAAUAGCAGCAGGCCAGUAAACACGAAUGAAGGAUCUCCAGAGGGGACACGGGAGGUCAUGAAAGUAACAUCAGUUCCUAGGAAGAGAAAGUGGAGUGAGGUGGAGAUUGCGGCUGUAGAAGAGAAAAUGAUGAAAUUUAUUCACUCGGGAGUUACUCCUGGAAAAGUUGACUGCAUUGCAUGCAUUACAGCAGCCCCCAAAGCCCUCGGUGAACGAGACUGGCAGGCGGUGAAGUAUUAUAUAAAAAACAGAAUCACAGCAUAUGAGAGAAAGACCACUAAAAAGUAAGGUUGAUUUUGGUUGUUGAUUCUGUUUUUGCGUUUUAGUUGAAUUAUAUUGUUUUUUUUUGUCCCUCAAUACCAUAGUUAUAAUGGUAGUAUAAUGUAAAACAUAAUGUAAUUUAAGUUUUGAAAGAGUUUAAAACGGCUCGAUGUUGGUUGUAAAUUUGGUGCUUGGACUUUCUUUGUUUUUAAGUCUGCAGGCAAAAUGCUGUGUCAGGUGAUGAGGAGUUGGUGUAAAUGUUUUUUCUAAUUGCUUAGAUUAGUUUUACUGUACAGUAGCCAUACGACAGAGUGAGUGCCUAUAGUUUUCAAUGCCUUUAUUCAGGCCCCUUUACGUUUCACAUUUUUAAUUGUGUUGUGGAUUUAAUUUUAAAUUGAUUUAUUUUCUGAUGGCACAUUAGACGAAACACAUCAUAAAAAUAUAUGUUGUAAUAUCUGGUGGCAAGCACGGAACCCAUACUGUACUGAUUAAAAUUUGGCUGUAGAUUCAAUUUGUAUCAAGGUCGUUUUUAUUUCUCUUGGAUUUUUUUUAAUGAGUUAAAGAUUAAAUUCUUAGAGCAUUUCAAAACAAGACAAAAAAACUCCAUUCCACUGAUAACGUUCAUAAUUUUAGACAAUUUAAGAAUUGUAGCUCUGAUCUACUAACCUUCCUGAAUGUGUUAUUAUUGGUUAACUACAGGAUACUUAACUUUACCACUAACAUAAUACAUACUUUUAACAGUAAGCUUACCAUGUAUACGUUUAAUUGGUUUGGUAAUUUUAAUUUUUUUUUGUGUGUAUCUACUUGUUGUGUGCUCUGUCAGGUUUAGGGUGGGUGUUUGUAAAAGCACUCUGACAACUUUAUUUUAAAGGGCUUUAUAAAUUAGAUUGACUUUGAUAAGAGCAGCAAAAUCACAUUCAACGUACGUCUCUCAUGGGUCAUAAUAAUCAGUAAAUGUAGCAACUGAAUUGUGUAAGAGUGAGUUAAAUGCAGUAUAUGAUUGUGGCAGUCUUAGUGGACUGAAAUGACUUGCAGUUGAAGAAGUUAAAGUUCAUUUUUGAAGUUAAGCUGAACUAACUUAUUAAACCACCCUAUUUUUAACAAACCAAUAUAACUUCCGGAAAUACCAUUAUGAAUUGGCCAGCUGGCCAUAUUAUGACCUUUCUUUGUCUGUAGAUUACACUGGUUUGUCCCCAGAUUGGACAUCCAUGUGUACUUAUUGAUACACUAGUUGGUC
Cyprinus carpio (common carp) is the source of this 2634-nucleotide messenger RNA. RefSeq lists its product as uncharacterized. The record is from RefSeq and is a predicted model, not a curated record. NCBI's taxonomy places the organism in Eukaryota, Metazoa, Chordata, Actinopteri, Cypriniformes, Cyprinidae. The coding region runs from base 129 to 1424 and encodes 431 amino acids. The transcript is spliced from 5 exons.